Olea europaea var. sylvestris is the source of this 1086-nucleotide messenger RNA. Its product is annotated as histone deacetylase HDT1-like. The transcript has 8 exons. Lineage: Eukaryota; Viridiplantae; Streptophyta; Magnoliopsida; Lamiales; Oleaceae. The record is from RefSeq and is a predicted model, not a curated record. The coding region runs from base 140 to 886 and encodes 248 amino acids.
ACUUGUAAACCCUAAUUCAAAGUUGCAAAUUUCCUCCCCUCCCUCGUUAAACCUCUAUAAAACCCUGCGCCUCCUACACGAUUUCUUCUACACAACAUAAAACCUCACGGCUUCAAGUCUCCUGCAAACACUAAUCAAUAUGGAAUUCUGGGGAGUUGAAGUUAAAGCUGGAGAAUCACUCAAGGUUCAACCUGAGUUGGGCAAAUUGAUUCAUAUUUCACAGGCAGCACUAGGGGAGGUGAAAGAUGUGAAAGCAGCCAAAUGUAUCCCCGUUCGUAUGAAAAUUGAUAAAGACAAGUAUGUUAUAGGAACUCUGUCUGCAGAGGAUAGACCUCAGGUGAUGUUUGACUUGGUGUUUGAGAGGGAGUUUGAGCUCUCUCAUGACUGGAAAAAUGGGAGUGUCUACUUUAUUGGCUAUAUCGCUGAUGAUCAAAUUCAAGAUGAGCAAGAUUUUUCAGAUGAAUCUGAUGAUGAGGAAUUUCCAAUUGAGGCUCUUGAAAAUGGUGGUAAACCCCAGCUCAAGGUUGAGGACUCAAAACCUACAAAAGAGAAGGCUGCUGCUGCUACUAAGACUGAAACUAAGAAAGAAGAGGCCCCUGAAUCUGAUGUCGAAGAAGAUGAAGACGAUUCGGACGAUAGUGGAUCUGAUGAUUUAUCAGGAGGAAUGGAUUCGGAAGACUUGAUGGAUGAUAGUGAUGACUCCAGUGAUGAAGAAACUCCAAAGGCUCAACAGCCCAAGAAAAGGCCAUCUUCUGUGUUGGAAACUCCCGUCUCCAACAAAAAGGCAAAACUGGCUACUACUCCUAGUAAAACAGGCAAUAAAAGCGUUCACACUGCGACUCCUUACCCGUCAAAAAAGGCUGGAAAAGGCAACAAAACUAAGUAGGAGACGAGGAAAUUGAUAUUCAUUAAAAUUAAGAAAUAUAUAUGGAUUAUUGUUUGCUGGAAUAGAAAAGAGUAUCCAGAUUCUCAAUUUUGUCUGAAAUUUUCCUGAUUAUUUGUCAGAGAUUAUAUUUUUACUUCUCGGGCCGGAAAUUUUAUUAUUUUGUGGAGUUACUUAAGAGCUCUCGUUUAUGUGCGUUUUAA